Messenger RNA from Fundulus heteroclitus (mummichog), 5319 nucleotides. Its product is annotated as protein MTSS 1. Gene Ontology annotation, molecular function: phospholipid binding; actin binding. Gene Ontology annotation, biological process: plasma membrane organization; adherens junction maintenance; positive regulation of actin filament bundle assembly. The record is from RefSeq and is a predicted model, not a curated record. Bases 490 to 2964 code for a protein of 824 amino acids. Lineage: Eukaryota; Metazoa; Chordata; Actinopteri; Cyprinodontiformes; Fundulidae. The transcript has 16 exons. Gene Ontology annotation, cellular component: actin cytoskeleton; cytoplasmic side of plasma membrane.
UCCUCCUCUCCCUCAGUUUGGGAGCCGAAGCGAGAGUGAGGCGAGUCGGUGUUUACUUUACCUGUCGGGAUACCGGGUAUCGCUACCAUAUGAGCGCUUUGGAUUAGAUUUAUUCAUUCUCAGCCUGCCUCAGAUUAAACUCCCCCCCUACUAUGGAUACAAACGUGGCGUCGCGGAGGGAAGAACGUUCUUUAAAUCUCUCUUUUCGUCCCGACAGCUUCUUUUGAUUUUAAGCGCUGCCCCGGAGCAGGACCCGGACUGUGUUUUUCAGCACACCUGACGGGGGUAAAUAAAUAAAGGCUGUCUUCUUUUUAUUUUUUAUUUUUUCUUUGUUUUUCUUCUUAUCUCCUCCACGUUUUCCUCACGGUCCUCCUUAUUCGUAACUUUUUUUUUUUUUUUUUUUUUUUUUUGUGGGGGAAGUUUUGGCUCCCCUGUGCAGCGGAGGCGACUGGCGGAGUCAGGGCUGACCACUGGAGCUGGUCCUGAAAAAUGGAGGCUGUUAUCGAGAAGGAAUGCAGCGCUCUCGGAGGUCUCUUCCAGACGGUCAUUGGAGACAUGAAAAGCAGCUGCCCUAUCUGGGAAGAUUUUAUCACCAAGGCUGGAAAACUGCAGGCACAGCUCAGGGCGACAGCGGUGGCUGUGACCGUCUUCCUGGAUGCUUUCCAGAAAGUGGCCGACCUGGCUACCAACUCAAGAGGUGGCACCAGAGACAUCGGGUCGGCGUUGACCAAGAUGUGCAUGAGGCAUCGCAGCAUAGAGGCUAAACUCAAACAGUUCUCAAUGGGCUUCCUGGAGGGUCUGAUCAACCCGCUGCAGGAACAGAUGGAGGAGUGGAAAAGGGGUGUCAACACUUUAGACAAAGACCAUGCAAAAGAGUACAAACGAGCUCGACAGGAAAUCAAGAAGAAGUCCUCAGACACGCUAAAACUUCAGAAAAAGGCGAAAAAAGCAGAUAAUCAUGGCCGUGGCGACUUCCAGCCCCAGCUGAACAGCGCCAUGCAGGAUGUGAGCGAUAAAUACAUUCUUCUGGAAGAGACCGAGAAGCAAGCUUUGAGGAAGGCUCUCAUUGAGGAGAGACAAAGAUUUUGCUGUUUUGUAGCUUUGCUGCAGCCUGUAGUGGAUGAAGAGAUCGCCAUGUUGGCAGAGGUUACCCAUCUCCAGACCAUCUCUGAGGACCUCAAGGCCCUGACCUCUGAUCCACACAAACUUCCCCCUGCUAGUGAACAGGUCAUCUCGGACCUGAAGGGCUCAGACUACGGUUGGUCGUAUCAAACGCCACCUUCCUCCCCGAGUACCACCAUGUCCAGAAAGUCCAGCAUGUGCAGUAGUCUGAACAGCGUUAACAGUAGUGACUCCAGGGGUUCCAGUGGCUCUCACUCUCACUCUCCUUCCUCCUCUUCUUCCUCCUCUUCCUCACAUCACCUCUUUCACCAUCAUCACCCCUGCCAUCGAUACCGCAGCUCCACGUUACCCCUGCAGGCCCCGGCUCGGCUCUGUAGCAUCUCUUCCCACGACUCGGGCUUCAUUUCUUCAUCGCAGGACCAAAACGCGUCGUCCAAGUCGUCUUCGCCCAUGCCAGCUGAACCGAAGUUGUCCAAUGGUUUCGACCACUACAGCCCAGCCAGUCCCUCCUACCUGCAUAGCAAUGGGGGGAGUUUGGGCUCAGUGUCAGGCACUGCCUUCCCAUUCUUCCCCCCAUCCUCCCCCUCGUCCUCCUCUUCCUCCUCCUGCCCCACUCGUUCCUGGUCACGUCCGGCCUCAGCCUUGCUGCCGGACUAUCCCAACUACAGCACGUUGGGUUCUCCGAUGGUACCUUCAUCAAAGGUCCCCAGCUGGAAGGACUGGGCGAAGCCCGGGCCGUACGACCAGCCAAUGGUCAACACGCUGAGGAGGAGGAAAGACAAGGAAGGCCCAGCUCUGGUGGACAAUAAUGGGAGCAUAAACGGAGGUAACAGCCCCCCUUCAGGCCAGACAUCCAUCUCAGCACCUCCUCCUGCUCAGAUGCAGAUGCAGACACCAAGCCAGCAGGAGGAGAAGAACAGGAUGAUAAAGGCUGAUGAUCUAGAGGCCCAGAAUGAGCUGGCCCUGGCUUUAUCCCGGGGUCUGGUGCUGGACACCCAGAGAUCAAGCAGAGACUCCAUCCAGUGCUCCAGCGGCUACAGCACACAGACCAACACACCCUGCUGCUCUGAAGACACUAUACCAUCACAACUUUCAGAUUAUGACUACUUUUCCAUGGCUGGAGACCAAGAGCCUGAGCAGCAGCAGCAGCAGCCGCCGCCGUCUGACUUUGACAAGUCCUCCACCAUCCCUAGAAACAGCGACAUCGGCCAGUCCUACAGACGCAUGUUCCAGACCAAACGGCCAGCCUCCACCGCCGGCAUGCCCAGCACGCAGCCCCCUUAUCCUGGACAGGGGACCUACCACGGAGGGGCCUAUCCUUCUACACCGGUCCACACAGGAACCUAUCCUUCUGCUCCUGCUGGGCAAUACACAGCUACAUCUACUGGUCACGGUCCAGUCAUCGUCACCCCUGGAGUCGCCACAAUCCGCCGCACCCCCUCCUCCAAGCCCUGCGCCCGUCGCUCAGGCUCUGUGGGUGGAGGCCCCAUUCCCAUCCGUACUCCGGUCGUGCCUGUGAAAAUCCCUACGGUGCCCGACGUGUCGGGAACCGUUAACGGGAGCCGGAGUCCAGAGGUGAGCGGAGGAGGCGAGGAAAGCUCGCAUUCCCCUACGUUCGUUAGAGCGGACGAGGCUAACGCGCUCCCCGCGGCGUCCUGGAGCGGCCAGGCCUCCACCAACCCUCCGCCUGUCGCCCUGCCCGACCAGCUGCUCCAGCAGCACCAGGGAGGCGGAGAGGAGGCCGGCGAACCAGACGAAGGCAACAUGCUUCUGGCUAUCCGCAAGGGGGUCAAGCUCAAAAGAACCCUCACCAACGAUCGGUCGGCUCCACGCAUCGCCUGACCGCGCCAUCCGACAGGAAGGCCCGGGAUCACAACAAUCGUGAUCUUUUCAUUUGGAGCAAAAGCUUUAAAGCAAGAAAAAUAUGUUUUCUGUGUUGUGAGGAGACAACCUCUGGUACUGAAGGUUCACUUGUGAGAAUAUGUCACCUUAAAAAUGUUGACUCAGUACAGAUGUUUUUUUGUUUGUUUUUUUUGUCCAUCAGAUCCGUCAGAUAUAGCCAGAAAUGUUGUUUUGUGCACCAGAAGUAGAAGCGGUUGUUUCUGUAUAAGAUGGGUAAAUGUACAAAAGAGCAAUAAAGCAGCCCCAGCAUCCCUCACAUGACAUCAAAUGAAGAUAAACCAAAACAUCUGUUAUCUCAGCAGGGUUGGCUCCAUGUAGUGGAUCCGUAUGAGGAUGAGCUUCUGUGAAUAUGUUUCUAAAAGAGGGGACAAAGGACUCAGCUGUCCAUAAUUCUGUCUUUUCUCAGAGUAAAAUAACCACUGUGUCUUUAGUGCGCACCCUCAAUGUGUCUGGAGUUCAUUUCCCCAUCCUGAACCCAGUCUUAGAAUUUAGGGACUUUUGAACAUCACUGCCUUGAGGCCUCCAAGAGGCCGACGUUCAGGUUCUGUUGAAGGCACCGAGCUGAAGAAAGAUGGGACGCACACACAGCUGUCUUCCACUCAGAGACGUAAACGCAGCACACAUCAGACCACAGAGCCGCCGCGGACCGGAGAGGCCGACCCAGAAAGCCGCGGCAAAGAGCUGCAGGCUGGCUUUGACACAUGCCUGAGUGGCUGGAGGCCACUAAUGUAGAGCGGAAAUAGAAAUAGAAGUAGGGAGCUUUGUUCUGAAAUCUUUGCUCUCUUUAUUGUGUUCAUAAUUUGUAAAUAAUUUAGCACAUCUCAGCGGAGGACGAAUGUGUUGGUUCUUCACAUUCUUUGCUUAUCUGCUGCAUUGUCCUUUUUCUACCUGCUCGUUCAGAGGACCCAACUUUAUAGUUUCCAAACUUUUAAAAAGGCUGCGAUGGUCAUUAUCCUGCCCUGCAUUGAUGUGGGUUUUUGGUUAAGUUGUCCUCCAGGGUUUCUAAUUUGUUUGUCCCGCAGUCUGCAUGCAGAGAUUUGUAGGAUUAUAUAAACGCGUCUAAGCGUACCAGGGUAUCUGUGUGCCAAAUCAAAAGACAACAUAAAUUUAUAUUGAGACAAACUAUUUUUGAUGUAAAGAUUCUCUGGUAAAAGUUAUAUAAAAAACAUACUUUUUUUGUUUCCUUUACACAAGUAACAAAGAUGUACUUCUGAUUUAACAUUGUCCAUCUUUUUGCAAUGCCGUCCCACUAUGUACAGGUAUUAUUUCCCUUCCUGAAGAAUCAAAAUGUAUAAUUUAAAAAGUAUGAAUAUAAGUGGCUUUUUUGUUUUUUGUUUUUUUUUGUUGUUUUUUUUUAAAUCUGUCCUUUGACAAGAUUUUCAGAUAUGAGAUUAAUCCUCAUAUCGCAGCAUUAGACUAUAAGCUAAAGAGGCGAGUUAUUGCUACUAAGUCUGUAAUUGAUUUGCAUUUCAGUUCAAGCACUGUGAGAGCGUGGCAACUACGAGAUGUAUGAAAGUGUAAAUAAUUUUCACCGUUGGUCAGUCCAGGAAGUCACACACACGUUUUAAUUUAUUUUCUUUUUCAGUGUUUUCAUUCCGUCUAGGUUCUUAGCGUAUUUCUUCAUUCAUUCAUAUAUAUAUAUAUAUAUAUAUAUAUAUAACCUCCUAAAAAUGAUCAGAGUAAAUUAAUUGCUCAUCAGGUCCGGUGUGAGAAAGAUAUGAGACACAUGUGCAGAUAUUACGCUUUAAAGAGAGAAUGGCUGUUUAACUGAGUCAAGUGUGCUUCAGUAUUAUAAGUUCAGAGUUCAUGAUUGUGUAAUGAAAUUAUUGUACAUUUUUUCUCUGAGUUGGUUUAAAAAAAAAGGUGUAUUCUUUCAGUUUUUAGCUGUCCGGUUAUUUCUGACAUGGCUGAACAGAGAGUGGACUAACAUAAAAAUAUGCCUGAAAAUGACAGCUAUUCCCUGAAGGUAAUUUAAUUUUAUCAUUUGUCCAUUUUUUCCCCCCCUGUCUAAAUAUCUAAAAUAUCCUAGCAACCAGUGAUUCCUUUAUUGAAAAAUUUUAUCAUAAAAAUGUUAUAUUUCCAAGUGUCAGUAUAUCUUAGGAGUAAGAAGUUUAUAGUUUGUAAACAUGCAGUUUAGCCUGCGAUAUAGUUUAGUUUUUAGCUCAUUUCCUCUGAGCGGAGAGUUGACCUCUCACCGCCUGUCCCUGUAUAGUUCAAGCUUUGAUGCGAUUUAUAUUACGAGACAAAAGUGGCAACUUUGGAAAUGUAAUAAAAAGAGUAAUCAACGUGCCUUGA